Gigantopelta aegis is the source of this 720-nucleotide messenger RNA. RefSeq lists its product as uncharacterized. The record is from RefSeq and is a predicted model, not a curated record. Bases 1 to 720 code for a protein of 239 amino acids. The transcript is spliced from 2 exons. Lineage: Eukaryota; Metazoa; Mollusca; Gastropoda; Neomphalida; Peltospiridae. Gene Ontology annotation, molecular function: nucleic acid binding.
AUGGUGAACUCGUGGAUGAACCCACAGAUCAGACGGAUGCUGGUUGAGAAAAAGAUCCUGACUAUUCUGUUUCCUACGAUGCUGACGACGAAGACGAAUGGUCAGAUGCAGCUCCUGUUUACUCUCAAUGAAACCAAAGCAAGUUAUGCUGAACGAGUCAUUAAAACCAUCAAAAUGCAUCUGUAUCGUCACAUGUUAAAAAACUUUACUUACAAGUACAUGAGUGUCCUAGAGAAGGUCGUCUAUAGCUAUAACCACACCAAACAUCGAAUGUUAGGUCAAACAGCAGCCAGUGUCAACCAAACGAACGAAGAAGAGGUCCGGCUGUCUCAGUACCUGAUCAAACCUAAAAAGGCAAUCCAGAAGAAUAAGUUUACCUUUGACAUAGGUGACAAAGUAAAAGUCAGUCAUCUUAGGGACACCUUUGAACCGGAAUACCAAGAGAAAUGGUCUGGUGAAAUAUUUACCAUCGAGAAAAGGUACUGGUCUCAAGGUAACGACUUGUACAAUUUAAAGGACUGGGGUGGUGAUGCCAUCAAAGGGACAUUCUAUACUGCCAAACUUCAAAAGGUGACUGAGAAUCCUGAUCAACUGUACCGCAUUCAAGACAUUGUGAAAAGGAGAACUCUGAACAGACAGAAAGAAGUGGUGGUGAAAUGGCUUCACUGGCCUAAGAAGUACAAUUCGUGGAUUCUAGAAGCAGAUGUUGUUCAAUAUUAG